UAAUGACAUCAUUGGCCAACCUCUUAGUAUCGCUUCUACUGAUUACCACCUUCUCUCUUGCACCCAUACGCUGCUAUGUUAAUCGAGCAGAUGUAAGGGUACAACAUGGUGCCAAUAAUAAGUCUGUCCACCACACUUACAUUGUGCUCGUCGAGCCACCGCCCUCUCCCUCGCCCUCGAAUGUUGACGAAGACAUGUACCGUCAUUGGUACGAGUCUUUCUUGCCCAAAUCACGCGAUGGUGACUCGGGAAAGUCACCUCUUCUGCACUCCUACACCGAGGUGUUCAGCGGCUUCGCCGCAAAGCUCACUGAUCGGGAGCUCAAUGCAGUUGCGAAGAAUCCAGGGUUCGUGCGUGCGUUCAGGGACCAAACACGGUACCUCAUGACCACACACACUCCAAAGUUUCUUGGGCUCAGGAAGGGCACCGGCAUCUGGAGCGACGCGGACUAUGGGAAGGGAGUCAUCAUUGGGUUGCUUGAUAGUGGCAUCUAUGCGGAGCACCCUUCGUUUGAUGGUGAAAACAUCGCAACGCCACCAGCAAGGUGGAAGGGAUCAUGCAUGGCGACCCGGUGCAACAACAAGCUCAUUGGUGCACAAUCAUUCAUCGAAGACGAUGAUGACCCUAGCGACCAGCAGGGGCAUGGGACACACACGUCAUCCACGGCAGCCGGUAACUUCAUCACCGGCGCGUCGUAUCAUGGUAUGGGAGCGGGCACCGCAUCAGGAGUUGCUCCUGGUGCCCAUAUCGCCAUGUACAAGGUGUGCGCUGAUGGAGAAUGUAAUGAUUCCGCCAUAGUGGCCGGCCUCGACGCAGCCAUCAAGGAUGGGGUGGACGUGCUCUCACUCUCCAUUGGCCAUCUUGGCAGCCUCAGGUUCGAUAAAGACCCCAUCGCCAUCAGCACAUUUAGUGCCAUAUCAAAGGGCAUCGUCGUGGUUUCCACGGGUGGUAACGAAGGACCCGAUUCACAUUCGGUAAACAAUGAUGCACCAUGGUUGCUCACAGUCGGUGCUAGCUCGGUGGAUCGAAGCUUUGACAUCGGCGUGAAUCUUAGCAAUGGCAAGUGCAUCCACGGAGAAGGGCUUAGCCAGGUGGCAAAGCCGAGGUCAAAGAUGUAUCCACUCCUCUACUCCGAAGAACGGGGCAAGUAUGACUACAUGGAUAACCAUGUCGUCGGUGAGAAGAUCGUCGUCUGUGAAACGGAUACUACCCGCGAGAACAUCAACAACAUAAUGAGUGCCGGUGCGGCCGGCGUAGUGCUAUUGAACGGUGAAUCCAACGGAUACACAAUUGAGCUUGAGGAUUACAACUCCAAUGUGGUGCAGGUGAGCACGAACGAUGGCGCCAUCCUCAGAGCCUAUGCGACAUCGACAAACAGCUCGGCGGGUGCCAUUUUCUCGUACCACAACACACUGCUUGGUGUCCAUCCGGCCCCUGUGGUGGCAUCGUUCUCUUCCCGAGGUCCAAGCAUCGACAUCCCCGGCGUGCUCAAACCAGACAUAUUGGCACCGGGGCUCAACAUCCUUGCUGCAUGGUCGCCUGAAGCAGACCCUGGCCUGGUCUAUGACAUGGGUAUCACCGACUAUGCUGGUUACAUCUGUUGGCUCCUCGGCGACGAAGGCCUGGCAACCUUUGUGCAUGACAAGAGAUUGACUUGCGCGAAGCUGCCCAAGGUGAAAGACGUGCAGCUCAACUACCCGACCAUAACUGUGCCGUUGAAGUCAGCAACCUUCGUCGUGAACCGAACAGUGACAAAUGUAGGGCCGCCAGCAUCGACGUACACUGUGAAGUUGGACGUGCCCAAAUCGGUCAUGGUACGUGUCGCCCCGAACAAGUUGGUGUUCUCCAAGGCUGGGGAGAAGAAGACGUUCACCGUGUCGGUGAGUGGCAAGGACGUUCAUGGACAAGGACACGUGGAGGGAUGCUUGAGCUGGGUGUCGGCGAAGCAUGUUGUGCGGAGCCCGAUCAUUGCUGUUCCUAAUCUCCCCGAAUCUCCGCCGCCUCUAGAGAAUAUUUAGGUGCGUUGUGGAAAAGGGCUAGAAGUGAAUGUUUGAAUGUUGCAUUUUAUUUAUCAUCAAUUUGUAAGGGUUGCUUAAAAUGUUAAAUCGAUCAACUUUCUGAGA
Triticum dicoccoides is the source of this 2123-nucleotide messenger RNA. Its product is annotated as subtilisin-like protease 4. Gene Ontology annotation, biological process: proteolysis. The transcript has a single exon. The coding region runs from base 3 to 2018 and encodes 671 amino acids. Gene Ontology annotation, molecular function: serine-type endopeptidase activity. The record is from RefSeq and is a predicted model, not a curated record. NCBI's taxonomy places the organism in Eukaryota, Viridiplantae, Streptophyta, Magnoliopsida, Poales, Poaceae.